AUGACUGAACAACUAGGUUCCGGUGGUUUUGGCCACGUAUUCAAAGCCAAUAAUAGACAAAAUGAAGUGCAUGUAUUGAGUGAUGGAUACAAACAAAGUAGUGUUAAACACACCGCAGAUGUCGUUCAAUAUAUGUCACCCGAAGGACAGACCACUGAAUACAACCAUUUAAUAGAUGUCUAUAGUCUGGCACUCAUUGGAGCGAAAAUAUUUGGUUUUGAUUCCGACGAUAUCAGAGACGGAAUUUUUGUGUUAUUUGUCAAACAUUUGACAAAAGUAAUGAUGAUAUCAAAGAAUUAA
Medioppia subpectinata is the source of this 300-nucleotide messenger RNA. The record is from the annotation of a GenBank genome assembly. NCBI's taxonomy places the organism in Eukaryota, Metazoa, Arthropoda, Arachnida, Sarcoptiformes, Oppiidae.